Molecule: messenger RNA, 1399 nt
Organism: Amorphotheca resinae ATCC 22711
Lineage: Eukaryota; Fungi; Ascomycota; Leotiomycetes; Helotiales; Amorphothecaceae
Exons: 4
Coding region: 25-1197 (390 amino acids)
Biological process (GO): DNA-templated DNA replication; DNA repair
Cellular component (GO): Rad17 RFC-like complex; Elg1 RFC-like complex; Ctf18 RFC-like complex
Molecular function (GO): ATP binding; DNA clamp loader activity; DNA binding
Source: RefSeq, a predicted model, not a curated record
GACUGAACAAAGCGCACCGCAAAGAUGUCGGACUACGAAGAUGAGAUGGAUGUGGAUGCCCCGGCUGCACGCGAUGCGAUCACGUUCAGUUCAGACAAUUCGAAAGGCAAGCGGAGCGCUGCCAACCUACCAGUUGAGGCCGAAGACAGCCUGCCAUGGGUCGAGAAAUACCGUCCAGAUACUUUAGAAGAUGUCUCUGGCCAUCAAGAUAUUCUCGCAACAAUCAACAAGUUUGUAGAUACAAACAGACUUCCCCACCUUCUCCUCUAUGGCCCUCCCGGCACCGGUAAAACGUCCACAAUCCUCGCUCUUGCCCGUCGAAUCUAUGGCUCGAAUAUGCGGCAGAUGGUUCUGGAACUCAACGCCUCGGAUGAUCGUGGUAUCGACGUUGUGCGGGAACAGAUCAAGACCUUUGCCAGCACGAAGCAGAUCUUCAACAUGAAGUCGAGUUCUCCCACAUCAAUUGCGGCAUACAAGCUUAUUAUACUCGACGAGGCGGAUGCGAUGACGUCUACGGCCCAGAUGGCGUUGAGGCGGAUCAUGGAGAAAUAUACGGCGAACACGAGAUUCUGUAUCAUUGCGAAUUACACACAUAAGCUCAGUCCAGCACUGCUGAGUCGAUGUACGAGAUUCAGGUUCAGUCCGUUAAAGGAGGCGGAUAUUCGGGUCUUGGUAGAUAAAGUGAUUAUGGAAGAGAACGUAAACAUCAGUCCCGAGGCCACGGAUGCCCUGGUGCGACUCAGCAAGGGAGAUAUGCGACGAGCCUUGAAUGUUCUCCAAGCCUGUCACGCAAGCAGCACACCCCUCCACGUCAAAGGCACGCCCAAAACGGCGGAGAAAGACAUCGUCCGGGAUUUAAUCACGGCGACGACUAUCUACGAAUGUAUCGCAUCGCCGCACCCCGACGACAUUAGCAAGAUCCUGAACACGCUCCUGAAGACGCCCGAUGUCACGUCCUGCCUCACCAUGAUCAAUUCCCUGAAAGCCUCGCAGGGCCUCGCGCUCGCCGACAUCAUCACGGCGCUGAGCGACGAACUGACCAAGCUGGAUGUCCCCGCCGCGGUCAUGGUGACUUGGCUCGAUGGCCUCGCGGAGGUUGAGUACCGGCUCAGCGGCGGCGGAAGCGAGAUGGUGCAGACGGGCGCCAUGGUAGGCGUGGUGCGGAAUGGCGCGGAGCUGCUGGGCGGUGCUCAGUAGUAGAAAGAGGCUGGGAUCAUGCAUAGGUUGGUUGGGCGUUCAACGGGUUCUAUUGGGACGUUUCGGAGUUGCAUGUUGGAUUGUGUAAGGUAGUCUUGAAACACAGAUCAUGACCUGGGCAGUGGUGAGUGAGCUUGGACUUUGCGUGCUGGUAGUGUCUGCUAGCUAAAUAAAUAUACAUAAACAUAAGAGCAAACCUCGC